CUUCACUGGAUUCUGCCAUUUGCAAUUGGUAUGGUUCUGGUAAUUCUUAGCAUGCUGAUCUACCAUAGAAGAAAGAAGAGAACUUUAGUACUCAAAAAGAAAGGUAGUUCGGGAUUAAAUGGCAGCUCCAAGAUGGAUUACAGUGGUAGUUGUGCUGAAGAAUUGGAGAUACCGGUAUUUGACUUAUCCGUCAUAAUGAAGGCUACCAAUAACUUUUCAAUCGACAAAAAGAUAGGAGAGGGGGGCUUUGGACCUGUUUACAAGGGCAUACUUGAAGGACAGGAAAUAGCUGUCAAGAGUCUGUCGAGAACAUCCACACAAGGAGAAAAUGAGUUUAUGAAUGAAGUUGUAUAUAUUGCCAAACUUCAGCACAGAAAUCUGGUGAAGAUUCUUGGCUGUUGUAUUGACGGAGAAGAAAAAAUGUUGAUUUAUGAGUACUUGCCAAACGGGAGUCUCGAUUCAUUUAUAUUUGAUGAUUCACAAACGAAGAUAUUGGACUGGCCUAAAAGAUUUCACAUUAUCAAUGGUAUAGCUCGGGGACUUGUGUAUCUGCAUCAAGAUUCACAAUUGAGAAUAAUACAUCGGGACCUGAAAGCUAACAACAUUCUGCUAGACAAGGACAUGAAUCCAAAGAUAUCAGACUUCGGCUUGGCAAAAAUAUGUGAAGAGGAUGACGUUGGAGCCAUGACAAACCGAGUUGUUGGGACACAUGGGUAUCUCUCACCGGAAUAUGCAUUGUACGGGAAGUACUCAGUAAAAUCAGAUGUAUUUAGCUUUGGUAUUUUAGUGUUGGAAAUUGUAAGUGGAAAAAGCAACAGAAAAUCCUGUCAUCCAGACUAUAACCUCAAUCUACUUGGCCAUGCAUGGAAUCUCUAUAAAGAAGGCAGGUCAACAGAACUAAUUGAUGAAUGUCUAAGUGAUUCUUGUUCAACAUAUGAAGUGGUACGAUCAAUCGGUGUUGGUCUAUUAUGUGUCCAACAAUGUCCUGAAGAUCGUCCAAGUAUGUCUUCUGCGGUUCUGAUGUUAAACAAUGAAGGUUUAUUGCCGUUGGCUAAACAGCCAGGUUUUUACAUAGAAGGAUAUGCGUCUAGUAGUGGUGCAUUUUCUUCUAGCCAAUAUGCAGAGAGUAUAGUGACUGAGACCCCUAUCACAAUACUAACUGCGCGAUAAAAGAUACUGUUUUACUGUUUAUUACAAGCUUGCAAUUGUAAUAAUCUUUUCUUCAAGUCUUUGAAGCAAUGUAGUGAAAAAAAAUUGUUCAUGAUUCUGCUUUUUUGGUGUAUCAACUAUGGAAGAUAGUCUUCGUGAAUAAGAGAUGGUCCAAAGCACACAUGUGUUGGUGGAAGGUAACAACAGUGUGUGUAGGGUGGAUAAAUUAAUAUUUCUUAUCAAUUUACCAAUUUCAUUAGUAAUUUCUACUCAUAUAUGCAUGAUCUAGAGAGCUUGAGAGAGAUUUAUAUAAUGAAAGCAAAUUGAACUUUAAGGCCUUAAAAUUUAGAUUUUGCUUUCUAAUUUCUCAAAAAAAAAAAAAA
Molecule: messenger RNA, 1532 nt
Organism: Solanum lycopersicum (tomato)
Lineage: Eukaryota; Viridiplantae; Streptophyta; Magnoliopsida; Solanales; Solanaceae
Product: putative serine/threonine-protein kinase receptor
Biological process (GO): protein phosphorylation
Cellular component (GO): plasma membrane
Molecular function (GO): ATP binding; protein tyrosine kinase activity; protein serine/threonine kinase activity
Source: RefSeq, a predicted model, not a curated record